AUGCGUGGCAAGAAAACUUUAGAUACCUUGAUGCCAAAACUGGUAAACAGCUGCAUCCCCCUUACAUUCAAGGCUAUCUUAGUAAAAUGUGUACUUGUGCCUACAUUAAUGUAUGGCAGUGAACUUUGGGGAAUGUCAAGUACUAGAGCAGGUAAGAUCAAUAGGAUCUUAAGAAAAUCUUUAAGGCUGAUAUUCAAAAGAGUGU
Molecule: messenger RNA, 205 nt
Organism: Vairimorpha ceranae
Lineage: Eukaryota; Fungi; Microsporidia; Nosematidae
Product: endonuclease-reverse transcriptase
Exons: 1
Source: RefSeq, a predicted model, not a curated record